Molecule: messenger RNA, 2958 nt
Organism: Opisthorchis viverrini
Lineage: Eukaryota; Metazoa; Platyhelminthes; Trematoda; Opisthorchiida; Opisthorchiidae
Exons: 16
Cellular component (GO): nucleus
Molecular function (GO): protein binding
Source: RefSeq, a predicted model, not a curated record
AUGGAUGGUUUGCAGACUUUGACUGGAUUGCUGACAUUGAACUUGCGGGGAAAUCAAAUAUCGAGCAUCCCGCCUUGGAUCAAACAUUGUUUAGUUUCUCUGAAAACUCUUAACCUUGCGGAAAAUCGAAUAAAUUCGCUUCAUCAGCUGUUACGUCUUCGUGGACUGGACAGCUUGACAUCAUUCUCGUUUCAUGGCAAUCCAGCCGUUGAAGACUUGGUAAUGACUGCGAGCAGUGACAACAACGACAGUGAAUCCGAAUUGUCCCGCCCGCUGGACGCACAAUUCCAGCAGGACAUUGAAAUGGAUCAUAUGCUCCGCAAGCUACAUCAACGCGAAACUGAGUUGGGCAAAUUGGAGCGUGCCAAUCUCGAACUGGUCCGUGGUUUGGACACACAGUAUCGUAUGGUCAGAGCGGCUCAAGAAGACCAAGAAACGCACCUUUCAAAAAUUAAUCGAUUGGAGCAAGAACUGCGGGCGAAGAAUGCGAUGCUGGCCUCUCAAACGGACGAAUUAGCCCGUGCAUGUCUGAAACAUUACGAACUGGAACAGGAGUUGGCCUUCCACAAAAUCGACAACAAGCUCGCGCAAUUCCUGCUCGGUCCACGGCCUCGGGUGAAUCAGUCCGAUCUACAAAAGAUUGAAGCCACUGGGGAUCACCCGUACGUGGGACGCUGUCGUACACGGUGGGCGCCUGAGGGACAAACAUCGGUGAUUGCAGGGAAAUCGCCGGAAGAGGAACAACGUACAGGUGGUCCACUGCAAUCGUUAUUCAAGCCGGCCUCUUUGGACGGUCAGCUGACGAGAGCGGGGUCCGGUUGUGCCCAACGGGUUGUAAUUCAUCCCAACAAUCUGUUGCCUUCACCAAAGUUCUUCUCCUCGUUGGAUGUGGAACAACGGACUGUAAAUCAGUUCCAACAUGCUGGACGCCCGAACUCACUACCUCUUCGUCCGACGACCACUGACAGCGGAAUCGCUGGUUCCAUUGCUUCCCCCGCUCCAGUUGAGCGGCCAAAAAUGUCGUCGCCGAUUGGAAAUUUAUCCUCCUCGCUUGAAGAAGUCGAACGGCUGACCAAAUCGAUCGUGGAACGUACCACCCUCGCGCCACUGAGUCCGCAGACUGAGCGCAGGAGACAGCUAACUGAAAAAGCUUUGUUUGAACUAAAGAAUCAGUUGAUCAAUUCUAUCCCUGAUCCAUCAACCAAUACAACAGAAACAACGUCCACUGCCACGUCUCCGGACUUCAAGCUAUUGUCGCGCAUUGCCCGAUUGGAAUCAGAGCUAUCCGUAGCCCGGGGUCAGCGCCCUGUCGGACCGCCACAAGACGGAAACGUUUGUGCGACUAAAUCGCACCUGUCCAACACCAAACUGGGCCAAACACAUGCGGUCACAUCUCCGCCUUCUGGCUUCAAAGCUGUUCCUGCUCCAGACUCGCUUCUUCUCUCCACUGGACCUUCUAUCCUGAAGACACAUCUGCGCGAUUCGAUCGAGGAACCUAGUCCUUCUGUCCCAUUCACAACACCACUGGGUGACGGAUCCGACCCGAUCGGAUCCUGCGGUACGCGCCCAGCAGAUGUGCUGCCGGUUGCGCACCCAGUAGUGGACAGGAAUGUGAAUGCCUCUCGGGAACUGAUCUCCCAGUCGACUUUCGUCUCACAGAACUCCCCAUCGAUGCACUACUCAGCCAGCUCAUCUACGCCCAGCUCACGAACAACGGGAACCGGGCGGAGCAUCGAGACAGCUCAGUACAAGUCUGACGUGUGCGUUGCUGGGGCACUGACCCAAAGAGUGCAAUCGGCUGCUGGUCAAGGCGAUGCCUGGAUUGGAUCCCGCCAACCGGCUUCAACUGCUUCGUGUAUGAAACAGCGGGGCUCAGAGUCAAGACAACCAGGUGUGGGCAACACAAUGCCCCUUAACUCCGCCAGUCAUACCUCCUUGGCUUCAACUGAAAACAAUGAAAUCGAAGACGAUCACCUGGAACCGAGAAGCGCUAUGCACCGCGGCCAACUUGAUCCGCAUGCUGAAGAUUCAACGCGUUAUCCUGACUAUGAUGACGGUUAUACCGAUGGAAUGGAUGUGAUGGCAAGAAUGCAUCGGUCCAACUCUCACUCACGGUCGAAGCGCCGUCCACCGGAGGUGACUUCGGGGGACGAAGGAAAGUUGACGGUCAACCAAACCAGGGUCUCGCUAACCCGUACCUCUGCCAGCGGAACCAGCGGGUACGGAGAUGCAGUCGGUAAUAAACAACGAAGAAAAUUACUUCGAUCGCUGAGUACAACGAAAGCGCCAAGACAACGACCACCGCAGUGUUGGCGUAAUCGCACAGUUGACAGCACAGUUGGGUGCACCAUGGGUGUUCAGGCAGACCAAUUCCUCGAUAUGGUGGACGAUCCGGUUAGGUCCCGAUCCUACAACCGAACUGGGGCUCCCAAUGACGUGGUUUCCAGCCGUGGCACAGUGAGGAGUAUCGGGGAUACACUGACCAAUGUGACCAGGCCAUCACCGAAUGGCGACGAUGAGGACAAUUCUUUUGACGCCCCACCUUCACCAAAACAUUCUAGACCGCAUCGGUUACGUCCACACGGUCAAACUCAACGAAAACAGAGGAGUCAUUCACGGCACUUAUCCUCAACGCGUGAGUCCCGAAACAAUCCAGCUCCUGGUGGACAUCCGUACGAGCCGGUUCGUCGCUCCCUACCCUGUCAUAUUACCGACUGGAAUGCAAUACAUCCUCGACGUCCCCCAGCGCGCGGUCGUUCAUUGGAAGGACACCGACAUACAGAUUCUCCGGAACCGAGGACGCUAUCUCGUCACCGAAGUCCCCAGUCCAGAAGGAUGAAUAACAUGUACGAACAUGACCCGCCGAGUAUGGAGACCGCGGCGCUGCAGAAUCUAACAAACGAGUUGUCAGAGUUACGACACGGAUUGAAACGUAGUCGAGAAGCCAACUCCGGAAAG